CCUUCACCAGCAACUCGAGGUUGCUCUCCAACGCGAAAAGGAUAUGGAACUCGAAAACCAACAGUUGGCCAAGACAAUUAAACAAAAUGAUAUCCAGAUGGGAUCACUGUUGGCGGAACUGGAAGAGGCAGAGAAAGAGAUCGGCCUUUGCUUUCACAUCAUAGAGGAACAAGAGAAGAAUGUGAAAGAUUACUUUGAAGGAGAGAUCAAGCAGAAGAAUGAUGUGAUAGAAAGCCUUCACCAGCAACUCGAGGUUGCUCUCCAACGCGAAAAGGAUAUGGAAAGCAUUCUAAUAGAAGCAAAAGGAAAUGAAAGAAAAGCAAGCCUUAUCAAGGAACAACUGGAGAAUAGAAACAGUCAAGUAAAAGAGUUGUUACUUGAAGUAGAGAGACUGAAGGGUGAAAAUGAAGCAUUGGAACAAAAAUGGGCAAAUGCACUGAGAGAAGCAGGGUUAGAACAACAACUACUAAGGCAAAGGGCAGAAGAACAUGUAGAAAUAAGUUUCUACUGGCAGCAGAAGUUUGAGGAAGCUAACAAAGAGGUGGAGUUGUCAAAGCAUCGUGAAGAGGACCUUCGAGGAAAACUGAAGGAUUGUGAAAAGGAAGUGGAAAUGGCAGUCAACAGCAUAAGGGAGAUGAAAAGUAAUGUCAAGCUUGCUGAAGAUCAGCUAAAGGAGAAUCAUCUGUUUAUCAAGGAGAAGGAGGAAGAGCAUAAUGAAAUGAGGAUGCAGUAUCAAGAGGACCUGAAGAAAAAGGACGACGAAAUAGAGAGACUGCUAGAAUUGGUGAGGAAUCUGCUUCAAGAGCAGGAACGUGCCCGAGAACAGCAAAGGAUAAAAGAACAGGCGUUGAGGAAUGAAGAUAAAUAUUUGCUGAAUGCACUUCUGCAUGGAAUUGCUGAGAGGAAUUUCCAUCUCGAACACAUUGCACUCGAGUAUGGAAAUGAAAAUCAGCAAAACAUUACUGAAGAAAAGCAGGGUAAAGAGAGAGACGACGACAUGUUUGGUUACAUGCAGAAAAGAAAACAGGAACAAUAUGACAGGGCCCAACAAGAGAGAAACAAUUACAUGAAGCAGUGGGGUGAUUUAACCCAGAUGUUGGAAGCUUUAAUGUGUGGAGAUGAAAUUCUGCCAGAACUGGAGAAUGAAAUUGUCGGUCAGAACUCUGAAAUUGAGACCCACAGAUGUGGAGUUGUGUUUCUCAACACGAAUAAUGAAACUCCUGAUCAAGGCCAUGAUGACAGACCCACAAGGAAUGAGAUUCAGAUUUUGCAGAAAGAAUAUGAUGAAGUAUCCAGACAGCUGAAAGAGGCGAAAGAUAGGUUUGAAAAGGCAGAAGAGAAGGCACAGGAGCUACAGGGCAAGCUCAAAGAGGCAGAAUAUAAGCUGACUCAAAUAGAAACUCUUGAUCAUCGAGCAGUGUUUAAAUCUGAAGCUGACCGAUGUAUUGAUGAUCAAGAUUUCGAUUCUGCUCUUGCCCUCUUGAGAAUGAUUGUAAAACGGUUUGGCAACGAGUUAGAGUGUCGGGUCAAGGAGUUAAGAUGCUUGUUGACACUAGCCAGGACAGACGAGGCCCAGGAUGUGCUAAAUGAUCUUCCCAAAGAAUUUAAGGAGUCUAUUAUUAUCAAAAUAGAGUCAGCUUUGCUCAGUGCAUGCAAUUUGGAGUUCUGGGAGUCCAGAAACCUUUUGUCACAAGUGCUAGAUAUAUGUCCAAAUCACCCUAGGGCAUUAAUAGCACAAAAAUUUGUAGAGCAGAGGAUGCUAUGGGAAGCUCUUCCUGGGAUGAUUGAUGCCAAGGACUAUGACACUGCACUGGAAAAUAUUGCUGUGGCCAUGUCUCUUGGAUGUCUCUAUCCUUGGGUAUCUGUCGACUUGGCCAGAAUUAAAGGAAACAUUUUGUGCAGUCUUGGAAAGUUGCAAGAGGCAUGUGAAUGUUUCCUCAGUGUUCUUGCUGUGGAUGAGGACCAGGAGGACUGCAGGUUACGACUAGGCUUGUGCUUCUUAUUACUAGGAAGACACACACAUGCUAUUAACGAGUUUACAAGAUUAGAAGAUGAGGAUGAAAAGGGAGAAUACUUGGUAUCACUGGCUGAAGACCUGGAGAAAAUGCAACAAUAUGGUUGCCCCUAUAAAGUCCUAGAUGUUGAAACAGAUAUUGCUCAGGAUGAAAUAAGAAUUGCCUACAGGAGGAGUGCCCUAAAAUGCCACCCAGAUAAGAGCAAAGAGGCUGACAAAGACAAAGCACAUUUACUCAUGCUUCAAGUCAAUUAUGCAAAUGAUUUAUUAAGUAAUGUCAAGGAGAGGAAAAAAUAUGAUAACACCAGGCAAGCUGUUGAAGAGUAUGCCGCUGAAGUAUUUAAAAAUCCUAACCUUCCAGAAUGGUUAGAUGAUGAUGAGGAAGAUGAAUCAGAAAGUGAUUGUGACUUUAAAUAUAAUUCUGAUUCUGAUGACGAAUCUGAUUAUGGUGACGAAUCUGAUUCGGAUGACGAAUCUGAAUCUGAUUCAGAGGAUGAUUCUGAUGACGAAUCUGAAUCUGAUUCAGAAAGUGAUUCUGAUAUUGAAGGGAAUUUUGCAUUAAUGGAAUGUUCCCAUUGUGAUUAUCUAGAUAAUGAAUCAAGUGUUGGCCAACUGGAGGAGGAGGAUGACGAUUCAUAUGAAGAAUUGGAGGAUGAGGAUGAAGAUGAUGCAUGGGAAGAUAUUCCUAAUGAGGAAUAUCUUGAAGAAUCAGACGAGGAAGGUGAUGAACUUGACGCUGAUGAUGAAGAUGAUGAUGAUGCAUGGGAAGAUAUUCCUAGCGAGGAGUGUCUUGAAGAAUCUUCUGAGGGAGGUGAUGAAACUGACGAAGAAUCACAAGAUGAAUGUGAUAGCAAUGCAUUUGAGGAAUCUGAUGAUGACUCUAAUGAUGAAUAAUGAAGGAGUCUAAUGAGAUUGCUCAGAUGAGGAUUCCCCAAGAAAAUCUGAGCUUGGGAGGUGAUCCCCCAGAACUAAGAACUGGGGAGGUGACGAUUACUCCCCACACCUCUAGGUAGCCCUGCACAUCAGGAGAGAGAAGCCCAGUCUAAAUGCUUUGCAGGAAACUGUCUUCCUCCAGAUGUCGGUAUGGAUGGCCCUGCCCACCAGCAUCCCUGGCGAGUGAACUGAUCGGGAUCUUCCAUCCACUGGUGGUGGUCUUCCUAUCACCACUGCCUCCACCGCUCCCCCCAAUCUCC
Molecule: messenger RNA, 3207 nt
Organism: Macrobrachium nipponense
Lineage: Eukaryota; Metazoa; Arthropoda; Malacostraca; Decapoda; Palaemonidae
Exons: 1
Coding region: 44-2908 (954 amino acids)
Biological process (GO): protein folding in endoplasmic reticulum
Cellular component (GO): endoplasmic reticulum
Molecular function (GO): protein-folding chaperone binding; misfolded protein binding
Source: RefSeq, a predicted model, not a curated record